CCCCGUCGGCAGACCCAGCGUGGACAUCAGUGUUCCACUUGCCUUUCACCCUGCGCAUUACUUUGAGACCAUUUCCAGAUUCUUUUGCUAUUGUAUCUCCCUUGGCUCGCUCCUGUGAGCCGCCGGACUCUGAACAGCCAUGCCCGUCGUCAAAGGAGGUGUCUGGACCAACAUUGAGGAUGAGGUGCUUCGUGCGGCGGUGUCCAAGUAUGGUAUGAACCAGUGGGCUCGCGUAUCCUCUCUCUUAGCACGGAAGACACCCAAGCAAUGCAAGGCGCGGUGGGUGGAAUGGCUGGAUCCUGGGAUUCGCAAGGUCGAAUGGUCUCGGGAGGAGGAUGAGAAGCUGUUGCAUCUGGCCAAGUUGAUGCCCACACAAUGGCGUACAAUUGCGCCCAUUGUAGGGCGAACGGCAACACAAUGCUUGGAGCGCUAUCAGAAGCUGCUGGAUGAGGCUGAAGCUCGAGAGAACGAUGAGCUGGGCCUGGGAGGUCCUUCCGGUGCAGAGGCGGCUGCCCCCAGUGCGGAUGACGUCCGCCGACUACGGCCCGGUGAACUGGACCCCGACCCGGAGUCGAAACCCGCUCGGCCCGAUACGAUCGACCUUGAUGAAGAUGAGAAGGAGAUGCUGAGUGAAGCGCGUGCUCGUCUAGCAAACACACAGGGAAAGAAGGCCAAGCGGAAGGCCAGAGAACGACAACUGGAAGAGUCGCGACGAUUGGCGGUCCUUCAGAAACGACGUGAGCUCAAAAAUGCUGGCAUUAAUAUCAAGGUCGUUACUCGCAAGAAGGGCGAAAUGGACUACAACGCCGACAUUCCCUUUGAGAAGCCUGCGGCACCUGGCUUCUACGAUACCACAGAUGAACAAGGUCGAAACGAGAGGCAACGGGAGAUGUUCGAUCCUCGCAAACAACAGCUAGCGAACAAACGGAAGGGUGAUCAGGACGAAGACGCGGAACGGAAGAAACGGAAGAACGACAAGAAUAGCAACUCCGCCGCAUUCGCAGCUGCCGCUCGUGCUGGUCAGAUGCAGAAGAUCAGGGAGGCUGAGCAGAGCAGCAAGCGGAGGGCGCUCGUGCUUCCGAGCCCCCAGGUCAGCGAGGGUGAGAUGGAAGACAUUAUCAAGAUGGGCAUGGCGGGUGAUAGGGCUAGUAAGAUGGCAGGCGAUGAGGAGGGAGCUCGAGGCCUACUCGGUAACUACAAUGCGAUUGUUGGUGGGACACCUAUCAGGACACCCAGAGCACCCCCGCAGGAGGACCACAUCGCAAACGAAAUCCGAAAUAUCAAGGCUCUCACCGAGACUCAGUCGUCUCUGUUAGGUGGUGAGAAUACCCCGCUUCAUGAGGGCGGGGCCACUACUGGGUUCGAUGGGAUUGCCCCUCGCCGCCAGGAAAUCGUUACUCCCAACCCUAUGGCCACCCCAUUCCGACAAGCCAACGGCGUCGGUGCUACACCUAUGCGCGGUGGUAUCGGCCCCGGCGCUACUCCGCUACGGACACCUCGAGAUCAUUUUGCGCUCAAUCAGGCGGAGGCCGGGCAGCUUAUCGGCAGCACCCCCCGUGAUAUCAAGAUGUACGAGAAGAAUGCGCGUCAGACCAUUCGCGGCAAGCUCGCUGCUCUUCCCAAACCCAAAGAGACGGAGUGGGAGCUUGAAGAACUCCCCACAGAGUCCAAUGAACCCUCGGUAGCCGCUGAGUAUACCGAAGAAGAUGCGGCUGAACGUGACAGGAGAGAAAGGGAGGGGAAAGAACGUGCCGCCCAGGCCGAACUCAAACGUCAGACACAGGUAUAUCAGCGCGCCCUACCCCGACCAAGCGUUCUCGAUAUCGAUGCGAUGCUGGAUCGAGUAUCACAUAUCACGGAUCCCAUCUCUGGAUUGAUUGCGAAGGAAGCCGCUCUCUUGAUCGCCCACGAUGCCCGCAAAUUCCCUGUUCCCGGCGCUAAAGUGGAGGGCAAGGCACGGAAACUGGAGCGACUUGACGACAGUUCGAUUGAGCAGGCCCGUGCAGCUGUCGCGGCGGAAGCCUCGGCAUCCGGAAAACUCGAGGAGUGGCAAGAGAACUUUGAUGAGCAGUGGUCAAACAAGCAUUCAGAUGUUCUCCCUGGCCUUGCCAAUUAUACCGACGAGGAGGAAGACGUCUUCCAACAAGAGCAGCGCAUGAUCAGCGCUUUCGAUAACGAACAAGCCUCAUUGCUGGCCACAGCUGAGCAAGGCAACAAGCUGGAGAAGAAGCUUGCAUUACACUAUGGUGGCUAUCAGAACCGGGCGAAAACGCUUCGCACGAAGAUCGUCGAAGCCAGCGAUGCACUUCAAAGAUCGAAAGAUGAACUAGAUGCUUUCCGAACUCUCCAGAUUUCAGAAGAAUCGGCGAUCUCGCGAAGGCUGGAGAAGCUUCGAGAUGAUGUUGCUUUCGUCAUGAGGAGGGAGCGCGAAGCGCAGGACCUCUACAAGAGCAGGCAGGACGAGCUGGAUGAGCUGGUGACAGGCACCGGGGUAUUUCCUCGCUCUCCCCCGGAAUGCGCGGAGCGAUUUCAACUGCGCACACCAUGGAAUCGGUUACAGAAGUUGGUUUGCAGCACAAUGCAUUGUGUAUUCACACAUAGUAUUCGUCCCUCGAGCACCAUGGGCGGCAGGGACGAAACCGGCACACCGGACCCCGUUGAGAAAGGGUUCGCCACCCUCAAUACCAUCCGGAUCGGUGUAAAAGCUAUGGUACAGAAAGAUGGAGAGUUACGAAAAGCGGAAAUCUUGUCUAUAAAGCAGCGAAAAGAUGGUCCUUCCUUUUAUGUCCAUUAUGUUGAUUUCAACAAGCGUCUGGAUGAGUGGAUUGCCUCGUCGCGCAUCGAUCUGUCGCAUGAAGUUGAAUGGCCCCAGCCAGAGAAACCGGAGAAGAAGAAAGCCGGCCCCGGCAACAAAGCUCCCAGCAAGAACACGCAGAAACGCGCCCGAGCUGAGAGCCGCGACGUAUCAGCGACCCCGGAUCUCCUCACGGGGAAGAACGCCAACGUCGGCAAAGCCCAGCGUCCCUCGAAGGCGGGCGGGAAAGAGAACCGCGGCGAUGAGACGCCGGCCAACCUCUCCAUCGGCGGCGGCUCCGAGGCCGUCUCCGCGGACGGGACGCCCAAGCCGGAAUCCGACGACGUGGACAUGGUCGAUGUUAGUUUCUCCAAGGAUGUCAAGGAAGAGGAGAAAGCCCUGGGCCUCAUGUCCCGCGAAGAGGAGAUCGAACGGCUGCGGACCAGCGGCAGUAUGACGCAGAACCCCACGGAGAUCCACCGCGUGCGGAACUUGACGCGGUUGCAGAUGGGCAAGUACGACGUGGAGCCGUGGUAUUUCUCGCCCUACCCGGCCUCGUUCUCGGACGCGGACAUUGUGUACAUCGACGAGUUCUGCCUGGGGUACUUCGACAACAAGAGGUCGUUCGAGCGCCACCGCUCCAAGUGCACGCUGGUGCACCCGCCCGGCAACGAGAUCUACCGGGACGACUACAUCUCCUUCUUCGAGGUCGACGGCCGCCGUCAGCGCACCUGGUGCCGGAACCUCUGUCUGCUCAGCAAGCUGUUCCUGGACCACAAGACGCUUUACUACGACGUCGACCCCUUUCUGUUCUACUGCAUGUGCAGCCGCGACGAGACCGGCUGCCAUUUGGUCGGCUACUUCUCGAAGGAGAAGGAUUCCGCCGAGGGCUACAACCUGGCCUGUAUCCUCACUCUACCCCAGUACCAGCGUCGCGGCUACGGUCGUCUCUUGAUCUCCUUCAGCUACGAGCUGAGCAAGCGAGAGGGCAAGCUGGGCUCGCCCGAGAAACCCCUCAGUGAUCUGGGCCUGCUGGGCUACCGACAAUACUGGCGAGAGACGCUCGUGGAGAUCCUCAUGGAGUCUGGACGGGAGAACAUCAGCGAACAUGACCUUUCCUUGCAGACCUCCAUGACUGAGAAAGAUGUCCAUGAAACGCUGGUCGUGUUCAACAUGCUUAGAUAUCAUAAAAGCAACUGGGUCAUAGUCCUCACCGACCAAGUCGUCGAAGAGCACAAGAAGCGUCUUGAAAAGGAGAAGCUUAAGGGGGCUCGUAAGAUCGACCCCGCCCGCCUGCAAUGGAAGCCGCCGGUCUUCACUGCAUCAUCGCGCACGUGGAACUGGUAAGGUGGGCGUGGUGCUCUGGCCUUGCCAUAAGGUUGUCUGCGUCAAUCAUCUACACAGGACCUCCUAGCUUGCAAGUUAAGCGAGGAUUGAUACCCCCUUCCCCCUACUCUUCCUCCCUCCCUCCUUCAAUUCCGAAUUUAUUCCCCAGGAGUUCGGUGCUGCCUUCAAAGAUAUCUGGCCUUUGUUUCUUUCCGGGUUGUUUGGUGAUCUCAUGGUGUUGAGGAGGAAACUGAGGUCUUUUUUUGUUUUUUUUUCUCUUUUGUUCAGCCUUUUCUUUUCUUGGACGGUGUAAAUUACAAUUUUUAUAUUCUCUGGAGCAAGGAAACAGAGGAUGUUUCGCUGAAUGCUCUAAAACGUUCAAUCAGUUAGGAAGUAGCAGUGGCUCAUCCACACUGCCUAG
Aspergillus uvarum CBS 121591 is the source of this 4541-nucleotide messenger RNA. It is a transcript of the gene cef1, whose product is annotated as putative cell division control protein (Cdc5). Gene Ontology annotation, cellular component: spliceosomal complex; Prp19 complex. Bases 140 to 4141 code for a protein of 1333 amino acids. Gene Ontology annotation, biological process: regulation of DNA-templated transcription; mRNA splicing, via spliceosome. The record is from RefSeq and is a predicted model, not a curated record. Gene Ontology annotation, molecular function: histone acetyltransferase activity. The transcript has 12 exons. Lineage: Eukaryota; Fungi; Ascomycota; Eurotiomycetes; Eurotiales; Aspergillaceae.